GAUUGUUUUAUUCGCAAUUAGGAGAUCACCGGAAAAUUUAAACGGAGACGCGAUUUCCCGAUUAUUAGCGAUCGGAUUCUUCGCCGGAGCACAGAUAGUUUCAAGUUUCACUUUGCUUACCAGCGGAGAUUCUAGACUAACUGAAAUCGCUGCGAAGAAGAUGAACUCCGAAGGAAGGUGAUGAAAAUUAAGAUCGACACUACCCAAAAUUCGCGAAGAUGAUGGCGAUUUCUCUUAAAUUGAAUUUGGUUUUGUUCAUAAUCGUAAUCGGAGGAUCCAUUUUCCGAGUCUCUUGUUCUCCGUUUAACUCCACCGAUCCUUGUGACGGAAAAUGCGGUCGAUGGAUUCUUCCUUAUCCGUUCGGGUUUUCAAACGGUUGUCCGAUCAAAUUCGACUGCUCCACGACGGACGUAGCACAGAUCGGAGUCUUUCCCGUCCAAAACGUGACGGACGAGAGUAUAUUCGUCGGCGUCCCACACAAUUGUAAUCGGAGUAUCGAAGCCAUGAAUCCGCUUUUCGGCGAGCAUUACGCACCUACGUCGGAGAACAGUUUCUUAAUGGAGGAUUGCAAGAACACAACCGAUGGUUGCUCGAUCAAGCAGACGUACUUGGAGAGACAGCUGAAACUGAAAAGCUGUGAUCGUCAGGGAAACGUGAGCUGUUUCUCUACAGAUGCGAAUUCGACAGCCAUGUUUUUCAGGAUGAAUGAUUUGAGGAAAAGCUCGUGCAAGUUGUUGUUCUCGUCGAUAGCUUUCGAGUCUGUAGGUGAGAAUGCGGGAAUAGCGCUAGAGUUUGAGCGAGUUAGGUUAGGUUGGUGGCUAAAGGGAGGCUGUGAAAACUCAACUUGCUCGGCAAAUGCCAGUUGUAAGGGCGUUGAAACUCCUGAUGGAGCUGCAGGACACCGGUGCUCAUGUCCCGAGGGUUACCAUGGAGACGGAUUCAUCAAGUCUCCUUGCCGAAAAGCAUUACCGGGCUGCCAUGGUUCCAGGCUCGUGUGGGGACAUUGUAGAUCUAAUCUUGCUAUUGUUGUAGGAGGAACUGUUGGUGGAGCAUUUUUGCUUGUUGGCUUGGCUUUUCUGUUCGUUUGUAAGCGGAGAAAAUCUGCUUCUUUCAGGAGCCAUUUAAGCGCAAAGCGUCUUUUAUCUGAAGCUGCAGGCAACUCAAGUGUCGCUUUUUUCCCUUACAAGGACAUCGAGAAAGCAACGAAUAGUUUCUCUGAAAAGCAGAGGCUAGGAACAGGCGCGUAUGGUACAGUCUAUAGAGGAAAGCUUCAAAACGAUGAAUGGGUUGCUAUCAAAAGACUCAGACACAGAGAUUCAGAGAGUGUUGACCAAGUCAUGAAUGAGAUCAAGCUUCUUUCUUCCGUGAGCCACCCGAAUCUCGUCCGUCUCUUGGGAUGCUGUAUAGAGCAAGGCGAUCCGGUUCUCGUUUACGAGUUCAUGCCAAAUGGAACAUUAUCAGAACAUCUACAAAGAGAGAUUGGUACCGGUCUUCCAUGGACAGUGCGUCUCACUGUUGCAACUCAAACAGCUAAAGCAAUUGCGUAUCUCCACUCUGCAAUGAACCCACCGAUCUAUCACCGUGACAUCAAAUCCAGCAAUAUCCUUCUUGAUUAUGAUUUCAACUCCAAAGUCGCUGAUUUUGGACUCUCUAGACUUGGAAUGACUGAAACUUCCCACAUUUCAACGGCUCCUCAAGGAACCCCUGGCUAUCUCGACCCACAGUACCAUCAAUGCUUCCAUCUCUCUGAUAAGAGCGAUGUCUACAGCUUCGGAGUCGUCCUUGCUGAGAUCAUAACGGGAUUGAAAGUCGUUGAUUUCACUCGGCCACACACUGAGAUCAACCUAGCCGCUCUCGCUGUUGACAAAAUCGGGUCAAAUUGUUUAGAUGAGAUCAUAGACCCGAUUCUUGACUCGAAUCUUGACGCAUGGACUCUCUCGUCGAUACACACCGUGGCUGAGCUCGCGUUCCGAUGCUUAGCCUUCCACAGUGACAUGAGACCAACAAUGACCGAAGUAGCAGACGAGCUCGAGCAGAUUCGGCUCAGUGGUUGGAUUCCAAACAUGAGUUUGGAUUCACCGAACGGUUCUCUUCGGUCAUCUGAUCGUGGAAGCGAAAGAUCAGUAUCGACUAAAAAAUCAUCAGCAGGAAGUAGAAGACUCGUUGUUCCGCAGAAACAAUCUGAUAUACUUGCUUCCGUUGAAGAGAUUAACGAUAGCUCACCGGUCUCGGUUCAAGAGCCUUGGUUAAGUGCACAGAGCUCACCUUCUACUAAUACGUUGCUCGGUAACAUUCCAAGGUGAUGAUGAUCUCAAUUCACUUUCUUGCCACUUUCAUGUUUAUAUAUAAGUCCCUCUUUGUGUAGCUUUUUCACAUCAUUCAGUGUUUAUAAUGCUAAGUAGAGAGAUUAACUACAAUGGUUUUAUUAUACACUUACGUAAACGAUCUUGAAACAAGAUCUUUUAAUCAGUUACCAUAUAAAGGUUUAGUAA
Eutrema salsugineum is the source of this 2492-nucleotide messenger RNA. RefSeq names its product wall-associated receptor kinase-like 14. The transcript is spliced from 4 exons. Gene Ontology annotation, molecular function: protein kinase activity; ATP binding. Gene Ontology annotation, biological process: protein phosphorylation. The record is from RefSeq and is a predicted model, not a curated record. The coding region runs from base 219 to 2303 and encodes 694 amino acids. Lineage: Eukaryota; Viridiplantae; Streptophyta; Magnoliopsida; Brassicales; Brassicaceae.